Messenger RNA from Solea solea (common sole), 3736 nucleotides. RefSeq lists its product as uncharacterized. The record is from RefSeq and is a predicted model, not a curated record. NCBI's taxonomy places the organism in Eukaryota, Metazoa, Chordata, Actinopteri, Pleuronectiformes, Soleidae. The transcript has 7 exons. Bases 54 to 1937 code for a protein of 627 amino acids.
AGUCACGUGACCGAGCUGUUUCAGGAAAGACGCAGCCGAGAGCAACGUCCAACAUGGCGGCGUCUCCGCUCCGAGUGAGCGGCGGCUUCACGGCGGACAGAUACUGGACAGAGGACAAGGAGCGCGCGCUCAUCGCCUUCUUCUCUCAGCACAGCUGUCUGUGGAACCACAAGUCGGAGAGCUACAAGAACCGAGAGCUGCGAUGGAAAACCCUGGAACACCUGAGGGCCCUUCUGUCCUCACACCCCCCGUCUGUCCCCUUCACAUUGGAGGACAUCAAGAAUAAGUUCAAGAACCUUCGUACCACCUUCCAGCGUCAGUACAAGAUGGUGAAGGCGAGUAAAGUGUGUGGGACGCAGGACGUGUUUGUGCCGCAGUGGAAGCACUACCAGCAGCUCAUGUUCCUGCAGGGCUGCUGGGAGCAGGAGGAGGGCGCCGACGAGCCGCCGUCGCCUCUGAGUCUUCCUCAGGACGAGUCCCUGUCUGUCCUCACGUCCUCAGGAGCCGUCAUCUCCUUCAUUCCCAAAGCGAUCACCUCGUCCUCCUCCUGUGUCUCCUCCAGCCUGACGGUGAAAUGUUGCUGGACAGAAGAGAAGGAGCGAGAACUGAUCAACUUCUACGCCGAACACGGUUGUCUGUGGAACAAGAAGUCUGAAAACCACAACAACCGUCUGCUGCGUCUGAGGCUGCUGGACGCUCUGAAGGUCCAGCUGUCUGACCACACUGUGUCCUUCUCAGUUGAAGACGUGAAGUGCAAGUUCAAGAACCUCCGGACAGUUUUUAACCGUGAACACAAGGUGGCGCAGGCGAGCAGAGGCUCCGCCAAACCCUACGUGUCUAAAUGGAAACACUAUCAGCAGCUGCUCUUCCUCUGCGAGUCCUGCGACGAAGACGACGGUGUCAUGGACGAGCUGCACAUACUCAUGACACCAGAGGACAAGGACGUGGAGCCGGGCGACCUGACGCCGUCCUCCACACUCAGCACCUCCUCCAGCAGCUCCAUCAUCACCGCGGGCGUCUCCUCCUCAUCCUCAGCUCCCAGCAGCUCCACGCUGAGCAACGCCAGGAGCGGCUGUAACUCCACGUCUCCACACGGUCUUGUCCAGGGAAGUCAACCUUCUGUUCGCACUCGUCCAUCAUCUCCAUCGAAGUCCUCUGCUCUGAGUUUCACUGUUUCUGUUCCUAUGGAGUCAGACUCACGCUGCCACUGGACUGAGGACAAAGUCCAGCAGCUCAUAUCCUUCUACUCAGAGCACAGCUGUCUGUGGAACCACAGUUCUGAGAGCUACAGGAACCGUCUGCUGAGGCAGAGUCUGCUGGAGACGCUGAGCAGCCUCCUGUCUGACAGCGAGACUGUGUCCUUCACAGUGGAGGACAUCAAGACAAAGUUCAGGAACCUGAAAACCACGUUCCAGCGUGAACACAAAUCUGUGAGCGCCAACAAAACCUGCGGCUCCGAAGACUUUUAUCUUCCCAAGUGGAAAUAUUUCCGUGAGCUGAUGUUUUUGUGCGACUCCUGUGACGAGGACGACGUUCCCGGAGACAUUCCCACCCCCCAGGCCCCCCCCACCUGCCUCUACUACCACACCAACAGUCAAACGUUCACAAAGCUGCAGCAUGGCUUUGACGCCCCGCCCUCGCCGACGCCCCCGGACUCCCGCCACUCCUCCCCCUUCUCCUCCCCGUCAGCGUCCUCCUCCCACACCGACACCCGGACGUCUUCGGCACGUAAGCGUGCAUGCUCGCGGGCUCCGCCCACCGCCGGGCAGAUGCUAGACGUGAUGAGGAUGUUCUGUCAGAGUCAGGCGGCGGUGGCGCCGCACGCCGGUUUCCUGAAGUACGUGGAGGAGUGUCUGAACGAGACGCCGCCGGACAAAGUGAGGAAGAUGAAGAAGAAGAUCAUCGAGACGAUUCACGGCAUCAGUGAAGAACUUUAGUGUUAGUUUGUUUCUGUCAGAAACUCCAGGUAACGUUUAUUCCCCUCGCUCGUCUCUGAACCUUCACGUUUCUCCACGUACGCAUGUUGGGUUUUCCUUUACUGUAGUACUUCCUCAACGUGGGCGGAGUCAUGACAGCACGGCUGUAACGUGGUUUUCUAUGCGACACAAAGACACAAAGUUUGAAAACCUCUGAUUUAAGAGAAUUUAAAUGAUUAUCAUUAUUAAAGAUGAAUAUUUAGUCUAAAGUCUUUUACUCAAAACUAUUCUCACUGUAAAUGUUUCAGAUUAUUCCUUUUAAAGAGCCUCAUGUGAAAUAUGUACGACAGCGACCUCUAGCAUUUAAAACGAGUUAUGCAGUCCCAGUACAAAACACUGGAGGGCGCUCUUCACACACAAACAUCAUUUUCAGUCACAAACUGACACAGAAAGAUUUUAUGAAUUAUGAAUUUACCUUUAAUUGUAGUUUCUAACACUCUAAUUAUAUUUCAGGAGCAGAAGAGGAGCAGCUGUUUAAAUUAAAUUAAAUUAAAUUAAAUUAAAUUAAAUUAAAUUAAAUUAAAUUAAAUUAAAAUUUAAAUUAAAUUAUUAAAAUAAAAGUAUUAAAGGUUCACUGGAUUAUUCCAGUUCAUAAACCACAGAUAAUCUGAGGUAAUUUUACAUAGACGUGCAUUUUAUUCUGUUUAAUGUUCAACUCUUUUUUUUUUUUUUUCACUUUGUGUAGAGCUGGAAAUGACUCAGUUUUUAUUGUACAUUUUUGUUGUGGAACAGCCAGCAGGUGACGCUGUCUUUGUCUCUGAACUGCUCUGUGAUUGGUCACAAUCUCCCUGUGACAUCACAGAUUUAAUGUAACUACAAAACAAGAAUUUACACAAAGAGAAUUUAGCUCUUAAAAAACUUUCAGAGAAAUUUAAAAUCUAUCAUUUACCUCCUAAUUUAUUCUGUGUAGCCUUUGUUACCAAAACCUCAAACUCGUCAGUGACUUUGUUUACAUUAACAGUAGUCAGAUUAAGAUAAUAGUCUGAUUGAGUUUAUAGUCUGAUUAAGAUAACAGUCAGAUUAAAAUAACAGAGUAAAAUAAUAGUCUGGGCUAAUAGUCUGAGCUAAUACUCUGGUUGAGAUAAUAGUCUGAUUGAGCUAAUAGUCUGAUUAAAAUAACAGUCAGAUUAAAAUAACAGAGUAAGAUAAUAGUCUGAUUGAGGUGAUAGUCUGAUUAAGAUAACAGUCAAUCAGUAACAGUAAAUCAGAUUUAAACGUGGAAUUCAGAUUAUCCUAUUCUAAAAAAGUAGUAAUCAGACUAAGACUAAUAUGGAGUACAUUAUGGAAAGGUGUAUUAAUCUUAAUCAGAUUCUAAUGCUAUAAUAAUCUGACUAAGGUGUUUUUUGUGUAAAAACAUGAACAUAAUUACAGUUGAAGUCAUAUUUAAUGAUUUAUUUAUAUAUAAAUAUAUAAUCCAGAGUCAGAUUAUGAAACGAUCACGGACUACAAAUGUACAAGAAACAGUUAAAUGUUGUUUGAAGUUGAAUGUUUUAUUUUCCUUUUUCUAUUUUUACGCUCCUCAUCAUGUUCUGUAAAUCUUAUUUUGUUGCGGUGUUUAAAAUGUUCUGUUAAAAGGUUUUGUUGAAGUUUAAAUGAAGCAAUAACGUUUAUUAUUUUUUGAUUUGUGUAAAGACACAUUUAUAUUUGUUUGUUUAAGAUUUGACUCACAGUCACUGCUUUCACCUGGAAAUGUGCAGGAAAUCAGCUCUUUAUAUAUUUAUUAUAUAUCAUAAAUAUUAAAAGUAUGUUUACACAGAAAA